GGGAUAGCGACCUCAGCGACAUCAGCGUGCGCGACGGCCCCUCUGCUUUGACUGGAGGAAAAGAAUUGCAUUGGACAUAAAUGUCAUGCAUAGCUAUGAUGGCCAGCGAAAGCACGUCAUACACUCCCUGGCCUCCUUGCUCUACCAGCUGCACACACUGUCCUUUUUACUCUCGCCUUCGAUAUGGCUCUAUGUUGCCCGUGUUACCACUCAGUGGCAGUUCUCGAGACCGCGCUCUCUGGACCCCAGCCGAUCGCUCCGCGUCUGGUUUCUCCUUUCAGUGCUGUUCAAUCUCGGAGCCUUAUGGGACCAUGCAAAAGAGGGCGCGGCGCAAGGGAGGUCUAUCAUCCUUGACUUUGUUGGAAUGUCCCAUUUGCCAUCGAAACUCCAUUUGCUCUCCUUGGACUUCCUCAUCAUAUUCCUGCAGAUGCUCCUUACAGUCAUUGCAUAUGAGACGUCACUUGCAGCCGAUAUGCCAUCUAAUACCCCAGACCCCCUCCUACCGACGCCCAUCACAGCCACACACCGGUCCUCGGAAGAGACGCUCAAGACCGACUCGCCGUACAUCAUCGACCUCCGUUUCCCCUUGGUCAUAGACCGUCUCCGCAACCCUCCACCGCCUCCAGCACCUCGUGAAAGAUCACUCGAAGAGGUCCUACCGCUACCGAAUACUACUCCGUGGCGACUGUCGAGCAGGUUGCAAGAACUUGUCAGAAUGGGCCAGGGUGUGAUUGAGCACGGUCGCGAGGGAGAGGCCGCAGGACAGACACAGAGAGACGAGGGCGGAGAAGAUGAGCAGGUUGCCGAUACGAGACAGGCUGUUCCCGGAGCACUGAGUAUUGAGGAUGGUCCAUGAUGUUUGUGACCUGUCAUGUUAUUUAACUUUUGUACCUAUGGAUAAUGAUUGGGUUGGAUUGGAAUCUAGCUACAUUCUCUAUAUCACCAUUUGCGUUUCAUCGCUUCUCGGAGACACGCGCCAAACUUUGAAAACUCCUCCUUACACGCAUCCUUCUUCACGUCCGUGUAUGUCGCAAGUAUGCAUUUGCCAUACGCGGAGGCUUGGGAUGCGCAGGUGCUCGUUGAGUGCAUUGCCAGUCUCUGGAGAGGAGUCAUGGCGGGAGAUGAUUUUGGUUUCAUUUCGGAUCACCAGAAGAGAACAAAGUAGCCUGUGCUUAGGAGUCGAGGAUGUC
Molecule: messenger RNA, 1190 nt
Organism: Laetiporus sulphureus 93-53
Lineage: Eukaryota; Fungi; Basidiomycota; Agaricomycetes; Polyporales; Laetiporaceae
Exons: 5
Coding region: 86-856 (256 amino acids)
Biological process (GO): SREBP signaling pathway
Cellular component (GO): Dsc E3 ubiquitin ligase complex
Source: RefSeq, a predicted model, not a curated record